This is a messenger RNA of Neospora caninum, 12453 nucleotides long. RefSeq names its product putative ubiquitin carboxyl-terminal hydrolase. The transcript has 14 exons. Gene Ontology annotation, biological process: protein deubiquitination. NCBI's taxonomy places the organism in Eukaryota, Apicomplexa, Conoidasida, Eucoccidiorida, Sarcocystidae. The record is from RefSeq and is a predicted model, not a curated record. The coding region runs from base 1 to 12453 and encodes 4150 amino acids. Gene Ontology annotation, molecular function: DNA binding; cysteine-type deubiquitinase activity.
AUGCGCUCCCGCCCGGGCGGUCCGAAGAACGUGGCAGCGGGGCGUCUCUGGGAUUUCGAAGAGAGUCAUCUGGGGGCCGUAGAGACCGUCGGCGCCUUCGGCAACGGCCGAGGCGCCCUCUUCAGAAUGCAUGCCGAGGGACGGUCUCCCCGGCAAAUGCCGUCCGCUUCUGCCGAACAGCAACGGUUUUGGUCUUCGUUCUGCACAGCAGGGCCUGGCGCUCAGCUUCCCUACAACGCCGAGACGCACCCGGGCCAUCCUUUCGCGUACGCUGCUGCUCGAGUUCCCGACCCUUCCGGCGUGGACGCCUCCUUUGUCCCUCCCCAGUUAGCCAGGGCGGAUGGCGGCAACUGCGGAUCUCUCCCGGAUGUCUCCGCGGCCGCGUACCCUGCCUUCGCGUGUGCGGCGCCUGCCCCCAGGUACGAGGCGCCACCGCCGGCUGGGGCGUCUCGAGCCGGCGAGGACGGGCACAGUCUCUCGCACGGCGGCGCGUGGACGACUCAGGGGGGUCCAGUGUAUCCAGGAGACAGCGGAACGUUUUGGUUCGCACUCUCGAGGCAGAGCGCGGGGACCGGUCAGGCACUCCCGUCUCAGGCCGUCCAAGGUUCAGUCAGUCUGAGGGACGCAGCCGCUGCUUUCGGUUCGCAUCCCUUUCCCGGCCAGGACACGUCCUCAGAGGGGCUUUCCCACGUGCCAGCGAACGAAUCUACAGCACCUCCGUACCUUUCUGGCGGGGCGGGGCCAGCGCCCGCAUUCGGUUGCUCCAGAGACCCAAGCGCGGGGGCAAAUUCAGGCUUCCUGCCUCCGUCUCAGGAUCCGAGUCGGACUUGCUUUCGUCAGGAGGAUGCCGCGCGACUUUUCUCCAUCGCGGGCGACUCGGCCUCCACGACGUCCACGCGCCGUUCAAGGGAGCCCCUCAGCACCUCUCGUGCUGGGCCAGCUUCACGGGAUGCAGGAAGCGCCGUUUCUGAAAGCAGGAGAGGCGAGGAGCACUGCCAACCGCCUUCCUUGCCUUUCGCUGGGACGGCGGGUGGGCCGUGGGACACGGCGCGGGCGGCGGGACACGCUCUGUCGGGAAGACUCGGAGGUGGGGGGAAAGACGGUGAAUCUGGCGUGUAUGUACACCCCGGGGAAUCAGACCGUGGAGCCUCAGGCGCCUUCAAGCUUUCCCACGUGCCGGAAACGCGCUUUUCUGAACCGGUGAUGCCAGCGUGCGUCGACACCAGGCAUGGCUUUAUCGCGCAUUCCGACGACCUGGUGAACGGCGCCGAAAGGACAAACGUUAUCCAGCGGCAAAGGGCGAUACCCGACGCUGGUCACCAAAGAGGUGAUCAUGCAUCGGCUGUACAUACAGCUGACGCUGUGCCGACUGGCGAUAGGUCAACUUGGCACGCAAACACGCCCGUGCCAGCCUCGUUUGUUCAUCCCCCCGUCGUUGUCCAUGCACACACUGACAGCAGUUUCCAGCAUGUGCCUGCGGGAGAUUGGAGCAGAAACGGCUCUUCGAAGACUCCAGAUGCUCCUUCCCUGCAUGCCGCCAAUACUCUUGCAAACCCGGCACCUUGCGCCCACGUGAACGCAGAAGCGCCUUGUCAGGCCACCGCCACUGUCUGUCGUGCGCCUUCUUGGGACGAGCGGCGAACUGCCUCUCUCCCUGCGCGAAGCGAGGAAGGAGGUCUGGAGGCGUCCGCAGCUCCGAAGAAGCGCAGGCGUGUGAAGAAGGCCGCGUCAACGACACCGAGUCAAACUGGGGUUUCGGCAGACUCGGGAGAGCGGGAGGCAACGGCGCCGACAGCAAAGCCCAAGCGGAUGCGUCCUGCGAGCUCGGGAGUCGCUCCACAGAGCCAUCCGCAGCUCCAGGCCGAAGUUUUGUCAUUCUCGCCCUCAGAAGACACGCCCGAGAAGGGCACGGAAAAGGCGCGCCAGGAAGCGGCGCCGGAGCGAAGCGGCGGAACGGCCCUCGGUUGGCCGCCAAGUCGUCAAGGCGGGUGCCUAGGGAGAGAAGACCUGGGGCGACCAGACGGGAUUGGGCUCUCGAGUUCGCAGGAAAGGUCAGACUCGCGCGUGCAGAGACCGGAUGCAGCUGCAGCGAACCAAGAGGUUGCUGCCUCCACCACAGCGUGUUCGUCCGUUCAACGCUCCCAGUGUGUCUCUCCCGGGGAUGCUUUGGGUCAGACGACUUGCGCAGCUUCUCCCAGUUUCUCUGUGUCUUCUGGAGUGAAAAUCCCGUCUUCCGCAGGCGUGUCUCUCCCUUCCUUGUCUCCAUCUUCUGUUGCACAUCCACUCGCAUCGACUCCUUCGUCUUUCCCGCCUCUCUCCGCCUCCUCAAAGGUUUCCGACAGCGAUCCCGGCCCCGGUCCAGAGGGAGACUGUCCGUCGGCAGGCCUCCUCAAUGACGCAUCCCGCGGAGCACCUGAAGCUGCAGGUCCAUGUCCUGCGUCUCUGCCUGCGUCGCCCUCCGGGCAGAGGCUCUCCGGCGCGCCGGCCGAGCUGCCGCCGCCGCGCAGUCGCCCGCGGCCUCGCCCGCGGAAUCUCUUUGGCACUGGUAGACGACCCGGACGCCAGCAAGGUCGCCAGCAGCGGAGACCGACUGAGGACUUUGGCGCGGAGAAAGGGACGGCGUUCAAAGGGCCAGAUGCGAGCGGCGCGCCUGGAGCCGCAACGUGCAGCAGAAGUCCCUCAGUGAAUGCGCGCAGCGUGCAGACGUGCGUCGUUCUGGGGUACGGCACGGCGAUGCCCGAUCGCGAGGUGACGGGCACGUCGCUCGUCGGGCUCAUCAACCUCGGCGGCGGGAGCUGCUUCCUGAACGCCGUUCUCCAGUGCCUCGCCAACUUCCGACCUCUCCGAGACUUUUACCUGCAGUGGGCUGAGACGCUCCCGCCCCGCGAACUUCUCGGGCGUCAGUACGCGGUGUACACGAAGCAGCUGGAGCGUCUCGCGCCGUUCUCCCGGCGCCGAGUGAAGCGGCGACAGCAAGAAAAGGCCGCGUCCGUCUGCACGUCCAUCAGCUGGGAGCUCGCCACCGUCAUCAACUACAUGUGGAGACUUUCCGGCUCCGUCAAGUUCCUCAAACCCGACGCGCUCUACCAGGCGUGUUGCCGCAUCAUGCCCGACUUCGAUCCCCACGAGAUGCAAGACAGCGACGAGUUUCUGCGUCUCCUCCUGGACAUCCUCGACGCCGAGCUCCGCGCGGCCGUCCUCCAGGUGCCUCUACAAGAUGUCUUGCUGCUCCAGAGGCGCCCGACAAAGUGGGAGUCGGACGACAGGGCCCUCUGCCCCGCGGCGCGCGACUGCGCGGGGGCCUUGCCGCCCUCAGAUGCUUCCGCGUCUGCUGCCUCUCGUGCUUCCCCGCCGACGUUAGCUUCGACUUCGUACGCCGCGUCUGCCCCCCCCACGGCCUCUCCCGUUCGCUGUUCUUCCCCGGCGUCGAUCUCGCCCUCCGUGCAGGGCGCGCGUCUCUCGGGCGCGUCUGAUCUCUGCCGGGAAGCCACCCCACAGAGCCCCAACCUGUCCCUGCCGCCCUCAGCCUCGGACGCCGCUGCACCAGGCGCCUCUGUCAGUGCUGCUUCCGGUUUGCGGCAGGCGUUUCAGGAAGCCGACCCGGCAAAAGCGACGCAUGCCACUCGCUCCGGAGAAGCUGCCUCGCCGCGCCUCGAGGUCGGCGCCGCGUCCACCAGCGGGGCCUCGGCCUGCCAGCAGGCCGAAGCGGAGAAGAGUGAGAGGAGCGAGGGAGGACAGAAGGCGUCGAAGGUGUCGAGCAGCACUGUGGACGCGGUACAGACUCUGUUCUCGCUGGUCUUUGAAGGCGGCGAGGUCGACGAAGUUUGGUGCAGCGCCUGUGGGCGGCGGACGGCAACACUAGUGCCGUUCAAGAGUCUCGCCGUGGCCAUGACGCAGGAGGCGCAGGAGCAGGCGUGCUACUACUCGAGCCUGCGCGCCAAGCCCGCGACGUUCUCCUCCGAGCUGAUUCCCGUCGACCUCGUCGAGUGUCUCGAUCGGCACUUUGCGGACGACGCGGACUCCCUCAAGCUGUCGACUGGCGAGGGGUACUACUGCAGUCGGUGUCAGCGGAAACAAGAUGCGGUCAAGCGCUGUUGCCUCGUGAAAGACCAUCUUCCCUUUGUGCUGUGCCUCACGCUCAAGCGCUUCGUGCGUGGACACGACACCUACAAGAUCUGGAACCCCGUUCGCUUCGGCGAGUUCCUGGACCUAUCCAAGUACGUUCGCGCCGACGCGUUCCCCGCGCCGGACGCAGCUGAGAAAAACCUCGCAGGCGCCGAGUGGGCCGACGGAGGCGCCAGAAACGACGGGCACGCGACGCAGCCCGAGGCCAGGGACAGCCUCGACGUGAAACGGGCGAGCGGGGCCCCAGAGGCCGACCCCGCGCAGACGGGCGAGGUUCUGCGUGCCGCAGGCGACCUGCCUGCGUGCUCAGAUUCGGGCGGCGCCGGAGUUCCGCGAACCGCCUCGUCGGCGGGGUGGCUGGGGGCGACGGACGCCCCUCACCCCUCGCGGUCUCUCCCUGGCUGUGCAGGCAGCGUCUGCCUCGCUUCUCCAGAGGGCUCGGCCGCCUUCCGCGCGUCCCUCUCGGGAUUUCCACGCUCUCUGCGAGACGCAGAAACUUCCACGAUGGCGAGUUUGAAUGCGAACAACGGCGCCUCGCGAGGGGAGGAAGGGAGCGGCGUCAAAGAAGAGACCAAGGACAGCUGGUCUGCAGUGUCGCGAGAACUGCACGGCCCCGAAAAAAAGAGCGAGAAACACGAGCAGGGAGGUCCCGGCGACCUGGGGAGUCCCGUCAAGUCUGAGAGAGCUGCGGGCACGGGUGGCGACUCCGCCUCGCCGACUGCUUCCUCGGCUUCUUCUUUGUACCGUUACUGUUUGGUGGCGCUCAUCGAGCAUGAGGGCCCUGCGACGGACCAGGGACACUACGUGUGCUAUGUGAAGCAUUUGGAGACGGGUCAGUGGUUCAAGGCGGACGACAAGCUGAUCACGCUGGUGGACUUUGAGACCCAGGUUCUGGCGGCAGCACCGUACAUGCUGUUCUACGAGCGCGUGCCGAGCUCGGAAACGACCCAGGCGUACCCAUUCUUCGCCAAAGAUGAAGCGGACGGCGCCGGUGUGGGCUCCGCGCAGAAGAAAGAGUCGCAGGCGGAAGGAGACGAGGAGAGCCCGUGCGACGCCAGUCUCUGCGCCGGCGGGCGAGGGGGGCGAACGUGGAGGAGGUGCGACUGGUCGGCGUGGACGCAGAGAGUGAAGGAAAUCCCGGUCGCAUGCGAACUCUUUGGAGAGGACGACAGUGGCGAGCCUAGUUCCUCGUGCACCCGCCAACCGUCCCCCGAGCGGUCUGUGGGUGCCGACAGUGACCCGCGAGGACUGUCUCCAGCGUCUUCGAUGUCGGCAGGCUCGGUCCGUCGCUCUCGCGAUUGCCCCGUCGACGGCGCGCCUUCCCCAGCUGGUCUGGCGCGGUCUUCCCACACGGUCCCAGGGAGAACGGGAGCUCGCGCGGCCCCGACUGGCCGCAGCAGCCAGAAAGCGGGAGAAGGAACCGGCGCUGGAAGAAGCCGCCUCGCGGCUUCGGGUGGGUCCUUCGCGUCCGCGCCUGCAGCUGCGCACGUCGCCCCUCUUUUCGGCGCCGAUGGAGGCGGCGCGGCGAGGGGGAAGAACGGGACGGAGCCCGUCAAAGGUGGCGACGUGGCCGAGAGCCAGGUACGGAGAAGAGACCGGACGUCUGUGCGCGAUGCAGAGACCCUGAAGCGUGCGGGGGUGGCGGCCAGCGCACAGGAAGCGGACGGAACACGAUCUGGUGAGUGUACGCUCCGCAGGGGGAAGCGAACUGUUUUCAUGGCCCCGCGCCGCCUCUCCCUCUUUGUGUCUGUUCGUUGCCUGCAGCGUGCACCCUUCUCGCCGACUCGCCCGCCGCUCUCUCCGUCCGUCCCCAGUGGCCGCAGCCAGGAGACACAGAGACCACAGACCCCUGCGUCUCGCGAUCGUCGCCAGGGCGGGGCGACGGCGCCGGACCUAGCCCGUCUCCCGCCUCAGGGCGCAAGCGAUUUCUCCCCGUUCGGCUCUGCCGGCUCCGUUCCCGCCCCGUGUGGCAAGACGCAGGAGGUGAGGGAGGAGUCGAGAGCUCAGAGUCGCCCGCCUGGUCCGAGGGCGAGGCGAGACGCAGCUGCAGCCGGCGUCGAGGCGCCAGAAGACACCGCGGGGGCGGACCCCGCGAGAGGCAUCCAGGCGCGCGCAGUACCGGAUGUUCGCAUGCAGGCGGAAGCGCCGCUCGCUAACCUCGAGGUUGCGAACUUCAGGCCCAGAGACGGCGGAGAAGGAAACCAAGGCGAGGCUUAUCAAAGCCGGCAGCCGCGCGCGGGAGCGGUUCUAGGAGACAAGACCUCCGAGGCAGCAGGGUUCCCUGGAAGGGAAUCGGUUUUUGGCAUGGGCCGAGGCAGUCCCGUGAAGGACGAGGCGACGCGGGCGGGACCGUCUGCGGAAACGGAGGAGAAAGACGACGCAUGCAUCACAUCUGCGACGGGCGCAACCACGUCUCCCGCCAACACAAGUGGCGUCUCUUCUUCCUCUCCCGGUUCCUCUCCAAUUAAGGCUGAGAGCGAAAACGCGUUUACGACUGAGGCAGGCGGUCCCGCUCCCCGCCCCACGUUCGUCUCGACCUCGAGUCCGACUCCACCCGGGAACCACCCGCAACCCUCCAGCGACGCGCCGCUUCCCUACGUGGACGCGCGCGUCGCCAGCCCCGCUGCUUCUCCACAGACGCCGCCUUACUGGGCAGGGGUUCCGCUGUCUGGGCCGAGCUCGGUCUCGAGCGCCUUUUUUCUCCGCGGCGAUGCGUCCAAGAAAGCCGGGAACUCGGCGCUUGUCGCCUCUGCUCCGCGCUUUCCAGAGGAGGGCGACACUGUGUUUCACCCAAAACACGACAGUCUCCGGGAAGACCUGACACCGGCGCUGACACCGCCCCGCAUCAGUGUCUCUGUCAGCGCCUCGGGAGUCUCAGCCCCUGGACGUCCCAUGCUCGGAGAACCGCAGCACAUGCGUGCGGGAACGCUGACAGGCGACAGCUGGAAGGGCGCGGUUGCGCCGUAUCCUUCCCAGCCGCUGUCUGUGUGGAGCCCCCUGGGAGUUCAAGAGUCAGGCAUGCCGCCGUACCCCCGCGUCGACGGCGCGCACAGGAUUUCUGACGCGUGCCCGCCCCGGCUGGUGGAAGACGCAGCCCGGGGCAGGCAGGCGGAGCUGCAGGGCGCCGGCGGAGACCACGCGAGCGCGCAGUCGGUGGGUCCCGAGGCGCCGUUGAGGGGCCCCAGAGAGCGCACGCCGGCAAGAGGAACGGAGGGCGUGGGGCCUGUCUCCGAGCAGAGCUGUGGGGCGACCUCGUGGCACGAGGUGGGAGACAGAACCCACGUCGAACGCAGUCCGUGCGGAGCGUACGGGAUGCAGUCGGCAAACGCAGGCCGCCCUGCGGACGGCGUCGCCUCAGAUCGCGCCGAAAAAGCUGCUCAGGCCGCAGGCGCUCCUGCACAGAGUCCCGCUCAGUCUGUCUCUCAAGAUGCUCCGAGCGCCGGAACGGUUGCCACUGCCGAAGACGACGCAGAGGCCGCAGCGAAAGCCGCAGCCGCCAAGGCAGCUGAGAGGCGGCGGCGAGCGCGCCAGCAGCAGCAGAACCGACGGCAGCGGAAGGCCGAAGCAGCCGCCGCAAAGGCACAAGCUGGGGCUCCAGGCCCUUCAGAAUGUGGCGCUGGCGAGGCUGUCCCUCCCGGUCCGGGUCUCGGCUCCAGUGCACCGAGAGGGCCCCUGCCGGCGGCCCCGGUCGGUCCAGGCGAGUUUCAGCCGCACCACGUGCAGAAUGGGCCGAUGUAUGCGGGCGCUUCGUAUCCUGGGUGGCAAGCGCAGAUGGGGCAUCCUGUCGCGGGGCCCUACCAGGACAGCUUUGCAGGAAACCUGCCGACUGGGGGUGCUCUGUCGCACGGCCUUUCCGGGCAAGCCUGCAGAGCCGGCGGACAGCAUCUGGGGUCUGCCGCAUACCCCUGGCCCGGGCAUGGAAAGUUCUACACCCAGGGCGUCCUGCGAACGCACGGUGGCCAGCCUACACAGAUGCUGCAUGCAGGCCAGUGGAACGCGUCCGUGUCCGUUGCGGCAGCUGCGUCUCAGGAGGCGGCGGCGGCUGCUGCGACGGACGCUGGAGCGCCCGUGGAACUUGCGAGAGAAGCCGCGGCAACGCCACCGAGACGACGCAAGAGGACUGCGGCGCCUUCCCCGGAGCAGGCCGGGAGUCGAGGUGAAGGUCCACCGCAGGUCGCGGCAGGUGUCUCGCAGCCGGGGGGCGUCUGGAAUCAUCUGCCUCAAGAGCGAGGUAUGUCGGGAGGUUCGGCUCUCCAGCCCCUGGCGAGGAACGAGUCUGCGGAACCGGGACGAGGAACCGGAACCUUUGGCGGCAACCUCCCAAGCCCACACCCGCCAGGCGUGUCAGUGGACUACCGGGAACUCACGCAGGUGUCCGUACACCCCGGCGUUCCCGAGCUCGGCGCGAGUCCCAGAGAUCCCCGGUGUGCGCCCUUCCCUGUGCAAGUCCACGGCAGUGGAGACCCGCAGUCCUUCGCGGGGCCGAGUCCAGGCGUUCCUGCGGCAGAGCAGCCAAGGGCGAGUUUGGGCGGCGCGGAAGUCGCGGCGUCCCAGAAGAAACCUCCGCGGAGAAGGGGGCCGGCCGCGAACAAGGUGGCCGCUCGGCCCCAAGCGCAGGCAGACGGCGCGUCGAUUUCCGCGCAGGCGACUGCGUGCACCGGCGCCGCGGGCGGGGAUGCGAACCCCGGCGCGUUUCCCCACUCUGCGCAGCACUUGGGAAACCGGGCUGACAGGUUCACGGAGACGUUUCCGAACUUCUCGAGGAGCCCAUGGUCGCCGCCGCAGACCCUCGACUCGGCCGCGGCGGCGCGCGACAUGCACACCAGCCAAGGCGUUUCAAAUCAAGCAGCUCUGCCGCCGAAUGUCCAGCAGGCGUCUGCGGCGACCGUUGGAUACAGGGAUGGGCCGCUCGCGCAGGCACGCCCACCCCAACCGGCGGCGCCGGUGUCUGGGUCGCAGGGCUUCGCGUCCGGUGUAUGUACACAGUGUGGGAGGCUGGCCACCGCUACGGAGCCGGGCGUCCACCCUUCCUGCACGUGUGCCGCGCGCCUGUUCCCUACGGCGUCUUGUGACGGCUUCGGCGCGCCUCAGAGCGUGGCAAGCGCGGGGUGCCCCCCGUGGGCCGGUCCCUCCUUUCCGGGGGACAGAAACCCUCCCGUUGAACUUGCGUCUCGACAAGCGCCGCAUGCGGCCUCUCGCGACGAGCGCGUCACGCAGCCCGUGUCUGCGUUCGCGGGGACUCUGCAGUCGAGUCAGAAAACGCAGCUCGAGUACCCCAACAGUCAGUACGGAUGGCCGCCGUGUGCGCCCCCAGGACGAGGCGCAGACCCGACCGAAGCAGGGUUCGUGCCGACUCCGUUUUUUGGGGAACCGAGUUCCAGUCAGGCCGAACCGUCGGUGGGCGCAUCCGGCGUCACAGCUCAGCAAACGGGUGCGGCGUGGGGCCAUACCCCGACAGCUGCUGGUCAGUGCCUGCCGAAUUCGAGCUCUCGAGGCCCUGACGGUGUGCGCGCGGAACCGAAGAAGCGGAGCAGGAAGAAGAAGGCGAGUGGACAAGAGGCUGCAAGCGUGCCGCACGGCAGCCAGGCGCCGGGCCCCGCGACCCACAGCGACGGUUUCGAAGCCAACGUGGCUUCGCGUCUCGACGCAGCUUCUCGGACGAGCAACACAGCGUUUCAAGAGGGUUCUCUGGCGGUGCCGCGCCCCAAGUGUCGGACAGCAAAAAGCGUGAAGCCAGCAGAUCCGGUGGCCCAUGAGCCGAGUCCGCACGUCUACAGUGACGAACAGAAUUUGCAAAGGCAGCUCUCGCAAGUGGUGCAUCCGGCCGCUCCGAGUGCACCCUAUCCCGGUCAAAAUGAAAAGUUUCCAGACAGGGUGGGGCGCGGAGACGGCGAUCGGCGAGACGCUAGCUCUCCAGCGACGCCGGACCAACCCUGGGAAGGGGGCUCUUUCUUAGGUUUUCAGAACCCCGUCGACUCCGUUUCUCCCGCGAAGGGAACGGGGCCUCAAGAGCCCUUUGCGCGCGGGCAGCCAGAGGGGCAAAAUUACGCUUGGGGCUGGACAGGUACAUGCGUUGGAGACACACGUCAUCAGACCAGUUUCCAUGGCGUUUCUCGACCGGCCAUGGUGCAAGCGUACGGGUCCGGUGUCUCCCAAGUGAUGCCUUCCACCGUUUCAGCCAGCCGAGACGUUAGGGUACACGUGGAGAACAAUGUGGGGUUUUCGCGGCCGAGCCCAACGGGAAUGGCCGGUAGCUCCGCGAAUUCAGAGUGUGCGUAUCAUCACGGAGCGACCGUUACCCACGCACAUGACUCGGGCGAGGCAAUUCUGCAACAGCAGCAACAGGCAGUCUACGCGGGUUUUGCAAUUCCCAGGGCCCAGCAUGUGCUUCAAGAAGAGGCGCCGCGGCAGUAUUGCCCCGGCAUGCAAGUGUCCGGACCUGCCAUGUCUCACAGCGGUCUUCCCGCCUUUCACGCGAUGCAAGCAGCGAACUGCGACAAUGUGCCUGAUCCGGGCUGGCUCGGCUCGGCGGCCGCGAAUCACCCGGAGGGCGCAGGCGCAGGCAUGGUAUGCGUCGCGGCGCCGUUUCCGCAUGGAAUUUGCGCUCAGCAGUACCCUCCUGGGGCCGUGCCUGGGGACUUCUACCAAUCCGGGUACAAAAGUUCUGAAGGAUUUUUCUCGGACGGCGCUGGGGACCGAUUGCGAACUCGGCCACCUGCCGGUGCUCUGCGGCAAGGUGGCCUACCGCUCUCUGCCUCUGCGUUCGCCUCUACCCGCGGAAAUGCGUUUUCUGGACCCGCAGAGGGAGUGCAGUGGAACCCAGAGGACUGGAGAACCGUUCUCGGGGACAUGGAAAGCGCCGUCCUCAAACUCGACUUUUCCCGAAGCCUCGACAGCUGGCCAGCCCUCAGAGAACAGUCCACCUUCAACGUCACAGUCGCUGAGUCGAACGUCAUAUGCGCCCACCCCCAACGCCGGGAUGACCAUCUGUUUCGGGAGUCCCCGACGGAGAGCGCGAGAGACGCGCACCCGAAGCGAUUGGCCUCUGCAUUCCCAGAGAUGCGCGACUACUUGAGAACUGCUCGACUCAGAUGGAUCGUCGACAGGUGCUUCCAGUUCAAAGACGGAGAGUCUUCCGAAUGGACCUACGAAAUCUGCGUCGGCAAAAAGGUGACGCAGUUCGCAGGCAACCAAAAGGCAGGCAAAACGAUUGGCAAGACUUUGUUGGAGUGGGGCACGUACAAGAUUGGUCACGACCAGCUGUGGGCGAACGGCACUUUGAGUCAGACUUAUGGGGACGGAACGGGAGGUCGGCAGACGGAGGUUUUCUUCGAGUGUCGCGAUCAGUACCCGACAGUUACGGCGAUCGAGGAGGUUCGGGCAAACGAGCUACGCAUGUGGGUCGGAGCCUCCAUGUUCUGCGACUUCCGACCGAGCAACCCGGCGCCACCCUUGCUGGAGACGCUCCUUCGGCCAAUGGAAGGCUGGUGCGCGAACUUCACGACUUCGGGUUUUUGGUCCUACGAAUACUGUCACCCAGACAGCCUGGUUCAAUUCCACAAAGACAGUUCAGGAGACAUUCACGGUCCCAUGUUCCUUCUGGGAACGCUGCACAGGUCGGGGCUGUCGUCCAAUUCCAUGUGGAAGACCGUCGCCUCUGCCGACUUCCCCAUACUGCGGGGGAAAGGCGCGGGUGUCAAUACACACGGCAGUCCAAAGUUCCGUUUCCUGCCAGUGCAGCUGGCCGACUUUCCGUCAGAGAUCGACAAGGGUCGCGAGGAGAAACCCCAGCAGAUCCUGGCUAUGGAGUUGACCAAUGGUACACGCUGCGAAGGUACUGACGUCCAGCGGAGCACACGCGUCCUCUUUGAGUGUCCCGAGGACUUCGCCACGCUAGGGACGCACCAGGUCAUGAAGGUGAUGGAGGGUUCCCCGGGGAGUGCAGUGGAGCCAGGACUCGAAGCUAUCCCGUCAAGUUAUCUUCCUGAUGGGAGAGUCAGUUUAAAUGGCAGCCACUUCGGCAUGCGACAAUACCAGAGACACAGGUCAUCCUGGAAGAACCCCGCCUUCAGGGUUGGCCGCCUCGUCAGGCAUCGGUGGUCAAAGUACACGGCGGUGGUUCUGUCUUGGGACCGCAGCUGCGAGGCCCCUCCGGAGUGGAUUGCAAAGGUUUACGAGCACUAUCCUGAAGCAUCCAGUCAAAAGCCUCAUUAUCUCCUACUGGUGAACCAGGCGGUUGUGACGGAACCUCAGCAGCCUCUGUUCACCUACGUGCCAGAAGUGAGUAGCUUUUGCCGUGGAACGCCUGAAAUCGAGUCGGUUCUCUGA